AUGCAUCAAGACACCACCGCUGCUGUUUUACGGAGGGCUAUGGUGUUGCUACUUUUUCUGUUGAUGUUCUCCUCUUCGUCGUUUCCAUCGUACACCAACGAGUGCCCAGACAAAUGCACGUGCGAAGUCACGUUAGUCUCCUGCACUAACCAAGAACUGGACCGGAUACCCGACAUGAUGACCGAUACCGAAUUUCUAGCGGCUGAACAAGCACAUUUGUGGUCAGAGUUAGUGUUUUUAUAUGAUAAAUAUGAAGAGUAUGAUAAUGCGGUAUUAGCCAUGAUGAAUCAUCCAACUGAAGCAUGGCGAGAGAGUCAUUUUAAAGAUAUUAUUACAAAGGUUGCUAAUUUAGAGUUAUAUUACAAAGCAAUACAAUUUUAUCUUGAUUAUAAACCGCUUCUGCUCAAUGACUUAUUGUUGGUGUUGACACCAAGAAUGGACCACACUAGAGGUGUUGCCUAUUUCACUAAGACAAAUCAUUUGCAAUUAGUCAAAACCUACCUGCGUUCCGUGCAAUCUUUGAAUAAUAAAGCUAUUAAUGAAGCUCUAAAUAAUUUACUGAUCGAUGAGGAAGACUACCAAGGUCUACGAACGUCCAUUGAUGCAUUUGAUAAUUUCGAUACCAUCGCACUUGCCCAAAAACUUGAAAAACACGAACUUACAGAGUUUAGGCGCAUAGCUGCUUACUUGUACAAAGGAAAUAAUAGGUGGAAGCAGAGUGUUGAAUUGUGCAAGAAAGACAGAUUAUAUAAAGAUGCAAUGGAAUAUGCGGCAGAAUCAAAAAAUUCAGAAGUAGCUGAAGAAUUGGUUACGUGGUUCUUAGAGCGAGGAAACUAUGAUUGUUUUGCUGCUGCUUUGUUUCAAUGUUAUGAUCUUGUGCACCCAGACAUUGUAUUGGAACUAGCGUGGAGGCAUAAAAUCAUGGACUUUGCUAUGCCUUACCUUAUUCAAGUCACUAGAGAAUAUGUUGCCAAGGUAGAUAAAUUAGAAGAAGCCGAAUCCAAGCGAUUGGAAGAACACAAAGAAGAAGAUAUCAAACCAAUGAUGAUACCUGAACCACAACUAAUGUUGACAGCUGGUCCAUCGGUUAUGGGUAACAUGUACUCGCCGUCCUAUCAAGGAACUGUUGCCCCUUCACAACAACCUUAUGUACCCCCAAGCGGAGCCCCUUAUGCAACUUCAAAUACUUUACCCUAUCAGGGCUAUGGCAUGUAA
Molecule: messenger RNA, 1215 nt
Organism: Macrosiphum euphorbiae (potato aphid)
Lineage: Eukaryota; Metazoa; Arthropoda; Insecta; Hemiptera; Aphididae
Source: the annotation of a GenBank genome assembly